Messenger RNA from Cydia pomonella (codling moth), 6807 nucleotides. It is a transcript of the gene BicC, whose product is annotated as protein bicaudal C. NCBI's taxonomy places the organism in Eukaryota, Metazoa, Arthropoda, Insecta, Lepidoptera, Tortricidae. The record is from RefSeq and is a predicted model, not a curated record. Gene Ontology annotation, cellular component: cytoplasm. The coding region runs from base 189 to 3494 and encodes 1101 amino acids. The transcript has 22 exons. Gene Ontology annotation, molecular function: RNA binding; protein binding.
UUUUGUAGAAGCAGUAAGGCCCAGCAUAGCAAUACGUGCAGUCGUUCUAAUAUAUCGAUAUUUUAAUCACGGAAUUAUUUAUUAAAAUAAUGUAUUUAAUCAAAAUAAUUUAUAGCGAAUAAUUUAUGCUUUUCUUAUUUGACGGCUAUUAAUAAAAUACAAGAAUCUAUAUUUUCUAUAAUAUAAUCAUGGCCUCAGGUAAUUUUUUAACGGUUAAAACUCAUUUAUCGGAGUUUAAAAAUAAUUCGGACAAGGAUACAAUAAGUGAGGCGUCAGAAAGCGGCACGAGCAACUCUACGUCAGCUGAAGACCUCCAAAAACUCGCUGUGAUUCUCGGCUUGAAUAGCGUCGAAGAUGUAUACCAAGAACGAUUCCGUGUUGACAGACGCCGGUUGGAGACAAUGCUGGCUGAUAAUUUGGACGAAUCUCAAACGGCACAAGCUUUUUUCCACCGGAUAAUGAAUGACACUAACACAUUGAUCAACUGGCCAACGCGUUUAAAAAUUGGAGCCCGCUCAAAAAAAGAUCCUCACGUGAGAGUGGCUGGCAGGGUCGAUGAUGUGAAAUUAGCAAGAGAAAAGAUUAUGCAGUUGCUGGACACGCGGAGCAACCGUGUGACAAUGAAGAUCGACGUGAGCUACACCGACCACUCGCACAUCAUCGGAAAGGGAGGCCUAACAAUAAAGCGUGUUAUGGAGGAAACGGGGUGCCACAUCCACUUCCCGGAUUCAAAUAGGACCAGCGCCAUCGAGAAAAGCAACCAAGUGUCUAUCGCUGGUGAUAUGGAGCGUGUGGAGAGGGCCAGGGCUCGUGUUCGGGCGCUGACUCCGCUGGUGUUCUGUUUCGAGCUGCCGAUAGUGGCGCCAUCUCAGCCGCUGCCUGACAUCAACUCUCCAUACGUGCAGCAGAUACAGGAACAAUAUAAUGUGCAGGUCAUGCUUCGCAAUCGGCCUAAACUUCACGCGAACCUGCUGGUGGUGAAAGGAGUACAGUGGGAGGUACAAGCUACCAUGGAAGCUACCGGGCUGCUCAUGAACUACAUGUGCGGUCAGCUCGCGAGUCAAACCCACGUCCAAAUGUCGCUAGAAAUCUCCCCCAUCCACCACAGCGUGGUCGUAGGCCGCGGCGCCGAGCAGCUCAAGGUCAUCAUGAAGGGAACCAACACCCAGAUCAUGUUCCCUGACGCCGAUGACCCCAACAUACCUGUGAUCAAGAAGAGUUGCGUCACUAUUACUGGACAGAUUAAGGAUGUUUACACGGCAAGGCAGCAGCUUGUGGGAAGCCUCCCCCUGGUAGUGAUCUUCGACGUCCCCGAAGAGGCCUGCCGCCUGGACCCCGACGCGGCCGUCAGACUGAUGCACAAGUACAACGUGUACAUCAACAUCCGCCGCAAGCCCAAGCAGGGCAUCGCGUCCGUCGUCAUCAAGGGCAUUGAGAGAUGUGCAGGUGACCUGUACGAAGCACGCAGAGAACUCCUGGGCGGUAAGGAGCCUGUCAUCACGGCAGAGAUCCCGGAAUCCUACAGCAUCCCGGCCUUGCCAUCCAUGCCGUUCAUAUACACGUCGUUCUCGCCGUCGCACCCGACCGUCGCCAACUCGCCGUGCUCGCCGUACAACAUGCCGCUGUCCGAGAUGCCCAACUACGCCAGUCCCAUGUUCCAGACGCCUACACCUGGAGGCUACCCCAGCCCGCUGUCGCCGGUGGCGAUCACCCCGCCGGUGUUCCCGAGCACGUGGCUCAUUCCGUCGCCGCAGCCCCGCGCCGGCCAGUUCCACUACCCCAGCAUGGUCAACAUGUACAAGAACAACGCUUGGAACCCUAUGUCAAACAGUCCAGAUAUGGGCAGCAUGCAGCCGCCAAUGAUGUUGCAGCCCACAUAUCAGCAAAUGCCCGAGGCUAGACAUACUACGCUGAACCAGCUCCUGAACUCCAGCUCGCAGGCGAGCAGCGGAUACCAGAGCAAUUUCACCGGAAGCUCUGUGUCCUUGGAUACGCAGAAUAUAUCUGGUGGUGACGGCAGCAACAUCGCGUCUCCGUCCGUGUCUCCCAUCAGCAAGGGCCACAGCCCCGCGCCUUCGGCCGAGACGGAUCGCUCUAUACAAGGUAUGUUGUCAGGUGGCGACGGCAGCAACAUCGCGUCUCCGUCCGUGUCUCCCAUCAGCAAGGGGCACAGCCCCGCGCCUUCGGCCGAGACGGAUCGCUCUAUACAAGGUAUGUUGUCAGGUGGCGACGGCAGCAACAUCGCGUCUCCGUCCGUGUCUCCCAUCAGCAAGGGCCACAGCCCCGCGCCUUCGGCCGAGACGGAUCGCUCUAUACAAGGUAUGUUGUCAGGUGGCGACGGCAGCAACAUCGCGUCUCCGUCCGUGUCUCCCAUCAGCAAGGGCCACAGCCCCGCGCCUUCGGCCGAGACGGAUCGCUCUAUACAAGGUAUGUUGUCAGGUGGCGACGGCAGCAACAUCGCGUCUCCGUCCGUGUCUCCCAUCAGCAAGGGCCACAGCCCCGCGCCUUCGGCCGAGACGGAUCGCUCUAUACAAGGUAUGUUGUCAGGUGGCGACGGCAGCAACAUCGCGUCUCCGUCCGUGUCUCCCAUCAGCAAGGGCCACAGCCCCGCGCCUUCGGCCGAGACGGAUCGCUCUAUACAUGGUAUGUUGUCAGGUGGCGACGGCAGCAACAUCGCGUCUCCGUCCGUGUCUCCCAUCAGCAAGGGCCACAGCCCCGCGCCUUCGGCCGAGACGGAUCGCUCUAUACAAGGUAUGUUGUCAGGUGGCGACGGCAGCAACAUCGCGUCUCCGUCCGUGUCUCCCAUCAGCAAGGGCCACAGCCCCGCGCCUUCGGCCGAGACGGAUCGCUCUAUACAAGAAAUAGCGAGCAUCAUCUCCGACCUGCCGCUGUCGGAGCGGCGCGCGCCGGGCUGCGAGAAGAAGACCCUCGAGACGCUCGGCAAGCUGUCGCCCCUCACCGAGUACCGCAAGAUGAAGGCCGAAGCUACCAAGGCCAUGCAAGAGAAAGUGGGCAGCAACUACCGCAUGCCGACGCCUCGCUGGUCGGGGUACUACUUCAGCCACACCUCCCCUGGACCCAUCAACAUGAAGGAGGAGAUGGCCACUACUCCCGAAAAAGGCUGGAACAGGUCGGAGCUCGUGCGCCCCAACAUCAUGGAGAAGCCCUCGCCGCCUCAAGCUGCCCAGGCUACGGGAAAACCGUGCCGCUACCAGCAAUUAUAUGAACUGCUUCGAGAGAUAGGGCUGCAUAAAUACAUUGAUUUAUUCAAGAAGCACGAACUAGACAUGUCAACGUUUGCGUCCCUCAACGAGGCGGACCUCACAGAAAUAGGCGUCACGGCCUUUGGGGCUCGCAGGAAGAUGCUGCUAAUCAUCGCAGAGCUGCAAAAACAAGCGAGCGCGUUCAAAGGCUCCGCCGCGCCGGGCGCCGAGCGCAAGCUGCUCGGCUCGCCGCCCUACAACACCGGCGCCAUCGCACAGGACAAGUGGUAGCCACCAGGGCGGACCACUCACACGAGGCCAGUCACCAGGACAAUACACUUGCACAUUCAAACAUUAUAGCCCUUUCACACGGGGCCAGUAGUCAAGACAGUCCACUAAGCCUUCAUAAUUUUGCAUCCCAAAUGUCACAAAUAUAUUAAGAUGGUUAUACUGAACAACGUUUCCCAUGGGAUCGGUAUUUAUGAAAAAAGUAUACCUAGUAAAAAAGUAGCCCACGUUUCGUCUACUUCGGGCCUCCGAGGUUUCCAUUCGUUUUUUUUUUCGCGAUUUUGUGAUGAGUCCCAUGGGGAUCUUAACAUGUUUUUGAUAUUCCCGACCCCAAAGUCACUUAAUAGUCCUUUUACACGGGGCGAGUAAAUGGACUGGCUUGAUUAGUAGGAUUUUACAUUUAUAUGCCUUGGUAACUGUACCUCUUCACUAUUAAAUGACUAUUAGUAAACCUUAUUAUAACGAGAUAAGCUCUAUUAAUGGUCAAAAGUUUAUUCCUCGAAGGACGACAAUUUAUUAUAUCUCUCAUCAAGAUCAGACGCACCGUCAUAUCGUUAACUCUUAAAGUUUUAAACUAAAAAUAUAGUAGAAACAGUAAACACCGUUUGCAAUAGAUUGCUAGUCAAAAUGUAGUCUAUUUGUGUAGAUUCUUAGCUCUAGCAUCAUUAAUUCUCAUCAUUUUUGGUGUCAUGAAACCACAUAUAAGUCGAUAUUUGAUAAUCCGUUACAAAAUACCCUCCAUAUGUAUUCAUAAGGAAAAUAGCCCUCAUUCCACUUCGGUGAGUAUGACUAAAAUUAUCCCUUCAAAUGUCACAGACAUUAUAUAUCUACUGAACUGACGCUGGACGUUAAGUUUAAACAACUGCUUACAAACGUUAUGACGAGACUUAACCCCAAACUGCCUGGGGUCAGAGACGGUGUCUUAUAGACAUUCCCUACACCAGACCGUGUCACAGUGGCAGGCCAGACAAAUAAAUAGGACCGAAGUACACCUCUAAAGGACGUAUUUUUCAAGCAUUUUAUUGGACAUACUAAUAAAAUUGGUUGUUUUGUCUAUUGUUUUGGUCAAUGCCGAAAAAUUCUUCAAAAUACGUCCACGGAUAGAUACGCAACUGAAACACUCUGUUUAUAUAAAUUGUCGUCGAACGGGACUACCAAAGCACAAGACACGUUUAAAAAUGUUUAAAGGGCGAUGCGUUUAUACGACCUUGUGAAAGUCAAAGUUUUGAUUAGUAAGUAUUUUAAAAUUUCCUAUAUUUUUAGAAAUUUUUACACUUUUAAGAAAUCCGCUCUCCGCUAACGUGUAAACGUACCUUUACAAACGGAAUCGAGAACUACCCAAUUAGGCCAUAUAGACCGAACAAUUGAGUAUCACAAAUGAAUAUAAUGACCCAUGUUUUAAAUCAAUGAUAAAUAUAGAGAUUCAAAUAAACGACGUGCAAACUUGACUGACGGUCAUAUCUUCAUUUGCUGAUUGUACUUUUUUAAAUGCCUCAAUCGUGACCAAAUGUUUGAUUAUCAAGACUGAUUAUGACUGGAGUAAAUAAAGUAACUUAAAUUAAGAACGAUGAUAAAUUUACUCUAAAUCAGUGAUCUCAAAGAAGACUUGUUUAAGUGCCUUAUGCUGCGUUUACAUGGCCUACGAACCACUGCGAACAACGGGCGAACUAAACUCAUUUAUGUAUUUAAAUAAUAUAUGAUGAUAUUAUGUUGUUCGCUGUGGAUCGACGCGAUUUAUACGCUCCUUUAUAUUUAAGAGAGUAAUGCCGCAUUUACAUUCUUGCCAAGCUGAUAACGUUUUUGUGCUUGGCAAAAUUGAAACUGCGACACUAGAUUAAAAAAACACUCAAUUGCUCAUAAAAGGCACAAUUAUCUAUUUAAAAUAUUAAUUCAUGUUCUUAUAGGUUUAGAUUUAUGGAAUGCCCUUCCUCGCGUAGAUCGCCCAUUGAUUGCUAUGAGAUUUUAUUACAUAUCUAGUUUUAAGUUGUUUCCUUUUUAUAGAUUUUUAUGAUAGCUAGAAGCGAUACGACAAUUUUUUAAAGACUAUUGUUGAAGUAAACGGGCCUAGCGCCAAUAAAUUAGUGUUAAGAUUAACUAUAAUAACCUUAGAUCGUAAUCAUUUAGCUUUAGAGGAAGCAUGUUUUAUUUCUUGAUUUUAACCAACCAUUUUUAGCAUUAUGUCUCGACUACAUAUAAAUGAUUUUCGUUAUUACAUUUUCUAUGCUUUUAAUAUUUGAUUAUUUCACUAUUGGGAAUAUAGCGACGGUUUCUUUUAUUUCAAUUAUUGAAAAUCAGGAAAAUACCAAUCGUUACUCCUUUUUAAAACAUAUUCUGAAGAAUAUGAAUCUAAAGGAAGCAAUCUGAAUUGGUUUCUGACUAAGAAUAAUCAACUAUCGAAAUAUUUAGGAUCGCGCAAUUUGACUUGAUUUUAAAAAGGACUCAUUUAAGUAAACAGAAUAGAUACUCACAUACCUUUUAACCUUUUGGCCGCCAUUUACAAUGUCAUAGUUAGUGUUAAAACUGUUUUGGACGGUGCCAGUGACUGGAGCAAGUUUUUCUAGCAUGCCAGUGUUGGUCCGGUAAAAAAACUGUGUCACUCCUUAGUACAAAAAGAGUGUUGGCUUAGUACUAUCUGCGUCGGCGCUUGCAUGCCAGUAACUAGCAUUGUCUAAAUCGGCUUUAAUGGAAUCUUGACUUUAUCCAUGUUCUGGCGACAAAAAGGUUAAGUGACAAUUUCCAAUCAACAGUCACAAAAAAUCUGUUAUAUUUUAAUCAGAUAACAUUUUAAUAUUUAUCAGUAAUCGUUAUGUUUAUGAUUAUGAAUUUAGGUUUUUUUACUACAUUUAUACAUGUGCAUUUUAUUUUAACCAUAUUAACAUUCUAAUUUAUUGUGAAUGCUUUUUAAUGAUGUAUUUUCGUAUAUUUGUGUUAGUAGGAAUAGUAAAGUGUUGGUACAUAAUUUACAUGAUCUAGUGCCAUUUAUUUUUUAAUUCAAUCACCCGAAGUGAACCAUGGAAUUAUGUAUCCAUUCUUUUACUUUUUAAUUGGUUUCUUUUAAGAUCUGAUGUAAUUUUAAUCAUGAACUUGUGAUUUGAUCAAUAGUUUUAAAGUAUGAUUAUGAGAUGUUUAGCGUUAUCUUUUAGUAUUUAUAAAAUAAUGCCUACAAGCUACUAUUAAUUUGAUACGUAUAAUUAAGAUAAGUGAUGGGUAGGAGUUAUGCAUUUUUUUGUUUGUGUUCAUGUUUUUUAGAAAGUUUGCACGGUCGUUUUUAAGUUUUGCUUGUCCGAUUAAAGUUGAAGGUUAAUUUUUAAAAGAA